AUGGUGUCCGAGCUGGAGCUCCCCUUGGUGCAGGACGUCGAGCUGACCAACUGCAUGAGGCUCAGGGUGCAGAGCCUCCAGCAGAAGAACGAGAAGCCCCAGGACGGCGAGAAGCUCCUGCAGCCGAACGAGUUCGUCUACCGGGUGGACUUCACCCAGCAGCACAACCUCCGCUUCGUGCGCUGGAACGUCGCACUGGAGAACCCGGGGAAGGUGGACGUCAUCGGCACCUCCCAGCACUGGACGCCCGACCUGACCAACCUCAUGCGGCGGCAGCUACUGGAGCCCGUGGGGGUCUUCUGGAAGACGCCUGACUCCCCGGAGGUGGAGUGCAACGAGGCCGACGCCCUGGAGUUUGGGGAAAGGCUCGUCGAGCUGGCCAAGAUCCGGAAGGUAAUGUUCUUUCUCCUGGCCUACGCCGAGGGCCUCGAACCGGCCCACCUCAAGUGCUCCGUGGUCUUCAGAGUCUGA
Messenger RNA from Gekko japonicus, 471 nucleotides. RefSeq names its product olfactory marker protein (gene OMP). Gene Ontology annotation, cellular component: neuronal cell body; cytosol; nucleus. Gene Ontology annotation, biological process: sensory perception of smell; signal transduction. The record is from RefSeq and is a predicted model, not a curated record. Lineage: Eukaryota; Metazoa; Chordata; Lepidosauria; Squamata; Gekkonidae. Bases 1 to 471 code for a protein of 156 amino acids. The transcript has a single exon.